Molecule: messenger RNA, 1743 nt
Organism: Vollenhovia emeryi
Lineage: Eukaryota; Metazoa; Arthropoda; Insecta; Hymenoptera; Formicidae
Gene: stck
Product: LIM and senescent cell antigen-like-containing domain protein 1
Exons: 8
Coding region: 332-1363 (343 amino acids)
Biological process (GO): cell-cell adhesion; cell-cell junction organization; positive regulation of integrin-mediated signaling pathway
Cellular component (GO): cell-cell junction; focal adhesion; cytoplasm
Source: RefSeq, a predicted model, not a curated record
CCUUGACGAUUCCGAAUUUGCACGCUGACAUCAUCGCCGUCAUUACACUUUUACCAUCGCGCUUACCUCGCUUGCCAAGGGUGUGGCGUAGGACGGAGCCGUAGCCGCCGUAGGAUCCGUCGGGAUCUACGUUCGUUCUCAUAAAAGGUCAUGCCACGUUCGCUGAGAUCGGAUUGGCUGUCUCUGAUUAAAAUCCGACGGGAAUACGGACGUGUCGGCUACGUGACAGUCGCAUAGAAGUCGCAGUGUGAAGCAUAUUGAGCGCAGGCGAGUAGAAAGAGAGGCCAGGCCAGGUGUGUUUGUCAACGUAACCGUCCUCUUCCGUUAAAAUAUGCCAGGGGUUACAGAGAUGUCGUUGGAUCACAUGGCUUGCUCCCGAUGCAGAGAAGGUUUCGUUGCGCACGAGAAGAUCGUCAACUCGAACGGCGAAUUGUGGCAUCCGCAAUGUUUCGUGUGCGCGCAAUGCUUCCGGCCAUUUCCAGACGGGAUCUUCUACGAGUUUGAAGGCUACAAGUAUUGCGAACAUGAUUUUCACGUUCUGUUUGCACCGUGCUGCGGCAAGUGUGGUGAGUUUGUCAUCGGCCGCGUGAUUAAGGCGAUGAACUCGAAUUGGCAUCCGCAGUGCUUCCGCUGCGAAGAGUGUAACGGCGAAUUGGCGGAUGCGGGCUUCAUCAAGUGUCAAGGCAGAGCCCUGUGCCACACGUGCAACGCCAAUGUGAAAGCCGGGGUGCUUGGAAAACACAUAUGCCAUCAAUGCCACGGAGUAAUCGAUGACAAACCUUUGCGAUUCCGCGGUGAACUUUAUCACCCAUAUCACUUCAAUUGCACAACUUGCGGCGUGGAACUCAAUUCUGAGGCUAGAGAAGUCCGCUCUCGACCUGGCUACGCUGCCAACGAAAUGAACGAGCUGUACUGUUUGCGAUGCCACGAUAAAAUGGGGAUCCCGAUUUGCGGCGCCUGUCGACGUCCCAUCGAGGAGCGCGUGGUAACGGCGCUCGGCAAGCAUUGGCACGUAGAGCAUUUUGUCUGUGCUAAAUGCGAGAAACCCUUCCUGGGCCAUCGCCAUUACGAGAAGAAGGGUCUCGCUUAUUGCGAGACUCAUUAUCACCAAUUGUUCGGGAAUCUCUGUUUCGUCUGUAAUCAAGUUAUAUCUGGUGACGUUUUCACAGCGUUGAACAAGGCGUGGUGCGUCCAUCACUUCGCGUGCGCAUUCUGCGACCAGAAGAUGAACCAGAAGACAAAGUUCUUCGAGUUCGAUUUGAAGCCCGCUUGCAAGAAGUGCUACGACAAAUUCCCGCAGGAGCUGAAGAAGCGGAUGCGACGUAUGUACGAUCUGAAUCCCAAGAGGGUCCCGCCAGCGUAAACGCACGUCUCGGACUCUUCCGUGUGAAUCUUUCAAGAUUAAUCAAUACUCAUUCGCGCCUAUAGUGCCUUAUCUGCCUUAAUGUCGACGCAAAGGAAAUAUAUAUAUAUCUAUUUGUUGCAUUGUAAUCUGUAUAGAACCUACCAAAGCUACUCUUUUGUCAAUCGUAAGUAUUAUAUACAUAUAUACUUUGACACAAUCGCUAUCUUUCAAUGUAACUUAUUUGAAAGAACUAUUGAUGUCUCUUCAAUUUGAAAUAUUAGUUUUUAAUUUGGCAUCUAUGAAUUGGGGAGAGUGCAAUAGUUCUGUAACAUUAUGUAUAUGUAAAGCAUAACAUUAGCUUACAUUUUAUAUAAUCUUUUAUAUAAUCGUGUGACACG